AUGUUUUUGGUUCAGUUUGAUCACCUGUUUGUGGUGGGCCUUCUGGCCACGGCCUGCCUGGCCGCCGAGGAGAAGAAGGCGACUGAGGACCUGAAGACGGACAGCUCGUCCACCAGCUUCUCCCACAGCAGCCUCGGCUCGGUGCACUCUGGAGUGUCCACGUACCACGCUCCUUCCACCACCUACGCCCCUGCCAGCUCCAACCACGCGGCGUCGGCUGGCUACGCCUCUGGCUCGUCCUACCACGCUCCGUCCCCCACCUACUCGUCCAGCUCGUCGUACCACGCUCCGUCUACUGGCUACUCGUCGGGCCCCUCGUACCACGCCGAGCCGGCCUACUCGCCCAGCUCCUCCUACCACGGCGCCGCCCCCAGCUACGCCCCCGUCUCGCCCUACCACGGCCCGGCUAGUUACGCCUCGGAGGGGGCGUGA
This is a messenger RNA of Pollicipes pollicipes, 432 nucleotides long. RefSeq names its product chorion protein S36-like. The record is from RefSeq and is a predicted model, not a curated record. NCBI's taxonomy places the organism in Eukaryota, Metazoa, Arthropoda, Thecostraca, Pollicipedomorpha, Pollicipedidae. Bases 1 to 432 code for a protein of 143 amino acids. The transcript is spliced from 4 exons.